AUGGUAACUCGGGUGACCCUGACGAACCCUCCACAUACCGUGCUAGCCGGUCAACCCACCAACUUUACCUGUGUGCCCUGGGCCAGUAAACCUCAGGCCUGUGUAAGGUCAUACAUACGGAGAUCCGGUAAUGUCCGGGAAAUAGACCCACGUGACUGUAACCGGAACUCCAGCUCGGUGCAGACCACAACCCGGACAUUUACAUUUACUGCUACGGCCGAGGAGAACGGAGCUGAACUGUACUGUGACGCCUCCAACAGUGUGACGGAUCCUCCUGUACGCUCACAAGUCUACACACUCAAUGUACAGUAUCCUCCACAGAUUGGCGUCAGCGUGUCAGGCUAUGUUAACAACACAGCCGUGGAGUCUGGACAACAAGUGACCUUGACCUGCCAGGUGGGAAAGGGGAAUCCCCAAACAACACUCGCCUGGUCUUCGGGGUGUGGUCAGACAAACACAGUCCCUGGUAACGAUGGAAGCCAGCAGAUCAAUAGCAGUAUAACCGUCGGUCCGUCCCAGAACCAGAAGACGUGUGUGUGUAAGGGGAGUCAAAACGGGACGUUAUCAAGAUGGACAGGGCAGAAAAGCAUAACAUUCAAUGUGUUGUUCGGGCCUGACAGUAUACAGCUCCGAGCAGAUUCCGGACAAUCGGGAAACACAGUCACAGUCACAGAAAACACCAACGUGACAUUUACAUGUAACGCCAGUGAAUCCAAUCCUGCUGCCGUCCUCUCCUGGAAAAACAACAGCAGUCCUAUAUCAGCAGCAGAGAUAUCAGAGGUCAGCUCACCGCCAGGGCACAAUCACGGUUGCCUGACAACACAAAGGUACAAAGUGAGGGUUGAUCGAUUACAGGAUGGUGACGUCAUCAGAUGUGGAGCUCGGAGAUCUGGUAUUCGAAGCAGUAAACGUGUAUCUUCCAACCUAACAUUGGAUGUCAGGUACGAGCCCAUGUUUACCAGCUGUAAUACAUCGUACAUUUUCGUGGAAAAUGUCACAGCUGAGCUCUCCUGUACUACCUGGGCUAAGCCUGAGCCCACGAUAAGCUGGAGUCGCGGAGCUCAGCCGAGUAACGUGAGCGUGACAAAUCACAGAUAUACGUCUGUGGUCAGGUUCAGCAAGAUCAGCAGGACUGACUCUGGAAUCUACACCGUGACAGCUAACAAUAGUGUGGGGAGAGGAGCAGAGAGGACAGUCAAUGUCACUGUGUACUAUGCCCCGAAUGUUUCUGUGGUUCUGGUGUCAGAAGAAAAUGUCACAGAAGGAAACCCUCUGCAGUUGGAAUGUCGUGCUGAAGCUGCUCCACAAAACUACACCUACUCUUCCUGGAGUCGCACCAUUGGAGACCAUCUUUUACCACUGACAAACAACAGCCAUGAGAAAUCUCUGUCCCUAAGCAAUGUAACCUUCAGAGAUCUGGGUGUAUACCGGUGUGGAGCUAGUAACGGGUUUGGAGACGUUCAGUGGGGACAACUGGAAAUUAAGGUUCGAGCUCGACCACAGUUCCCCGAACAAAUCAACCGACAGGCAGCAGCCCUUGGUGAAAGUAUCAAACUGAUGUUUAAGUUUGUGUCUUAUCCAGCCUAUGUGAGCCUCACGUGGUACAAAGUUAUCAAUGGUACAGCUGAAAAACUAACCGUCUCUAACUCAUCCGGGAGCAAAUACCGAAGUCGCGUGACGGAUGCUAACCACGAGUUUCUGUUUAACAAGGCCAAAGUCCAGCUUUCAGGUCACGUGGCGGAACUAGAAAUCUCUGACGUUAAACGUGAUGAUUUUGGGGAAUACAAAUUUGUUGCUGAAAAUGACGUGGGAUCUUCUGAGACCAUCAUAUCUUUAAACUUAAGAGACUUCCUUCAAACAAAAGAACAAAAGAACCCCGGUGCCUUAACCGUCUUCCUGGCAGGCGGCCUCCCUGGAGCUAUCGUUUUACUGGCAGUUGUGCUUCUAGUUGUGGUCAUCUUCCGAAGGCGAAAGCAAGGUAGCCAGUCUUCAGGAAAAACAGAACAGAUGAGAACGAACGACGUAUCAAAUGGUGUGCCAUCAACCAGACAUUAUGAAAACGUUCCAGGUAGCCGUUCCUCUGGAGAAACAGAGCAGAUGAGACCGGAUGAGGUAUCAAAUGGUGAGCAAUCAACCAGACAUUACGAAAACGUUCCAGGUAUUGGGUUUCCAACAAACGAACAAACUACCAGAGCCUACGAAAAGGUGGAUCUGAUGCCCAACUCAGAAGAAGCAGCACGGGUCUAUUCAGAAUUAAAUACAGCAAGGAAAACCAGCAAAGCUGCAAAAGGCAAAAUUUCUGUGAACACCUUUGCCAAUGCGGCUUUUGCUGGGGAUGAAGUGAUGUAUUAUAACUCCGGACAUGAUGACCGUUUGGAAACUGCAGACCAGACCAGAUGAAAGGUCCCCGUGUACUGGUGUACGUAGACGUGAAGUUCGUAGACGCGAAAUCCAUCAUACAC
Messenger RNA from Liolophura sinensis, 2462 nucleotides. Its product is annotated as nephrin-like. The record is from RefSeq and is a predicted model, not a curated record. The coding region runs from base 1 to 2400 and encodes 799 amino acids. NCBI's taxonomy places the organism in Eukaryota, Metazoa, Mollusca, Polyplacophora, Chitonida, Chitonidae. Gene Ontology annotation, cellular component: plasma membrane; cell-cell junction. Gene Ontology annotation, molecular function: cell adhesion molecule binding. The transcript has 16 exons. Gene Ontology annotation, biological process: cell-cell adhesion.